Cucurbitaria berberidis CBS 394.84 is the source of this 2651-nucleotide messenger RNA. Its product is annotated as glycoside hydrolase family 55 protein. Lineage: Eukaryota; Fungi; Ascomycota; Dothideomycetes; Pleosporales; Cucurbitariaceae. Gene Ontology annotation, molecular function: polygalacturonase activity. The record is from RefSeq and is a predicted model, not a curated record. Bases 1 to 2316 code for a protein of 771 amino acids. The transcript is spliced from 7 exons.
AUGAACAACGUCCAGAAAGGCGUCGCAGACGCCAGUGGAAACAUUAUCCUGGCUAGCUCAGCGCACAUUGAUCAGUGGGUCGCUGGUCCUACCUACAGUCCCAAGAGAGAGUUUUCUAUGGGCAAGUCAACUACCUAUACAAGGCAACCUUUCCUUUUGGAUCCUUCAGGGGGCACCAAUGUACCAUAUUUCGAAAGGGCGAAGCCGCAAUAUGAGGAUAGAUCAGUGGGUGACUUUGUCAAUAUCAAGAACUUUGGUGCUCGAGGCGACGGUGUUUCCGAUGACACAAGCGCAAUCCAAAGUGCGUUGAACGCAAAUGUUGGAAAGAUUAUCCAUGUCGACGCCGGUACCUACAUCAUCACUCGGACCGUUUUCGUCCCAAGUGGAACUAAACUCGUUGGCGAAACCUGGUCUCAAUUCGCUGCUUCGGGUUCAUUCUUUUCGGACGCCAAUAAUCCCAAGGUUAUGCUUUCAGUUGGAUCUCCCGGUCAAGUUGGCGACGUAGAGAUGCAAGAUCUGAUGUUCACGACCAAAGGGCCUACUCCAGGAGCAGUCUUAGUGGAGUGGAACAUGAAGGCGUCCAAACCAGGCGCUGCCGGUAUAUUGGAUUAUCACGCCCGCAUUGGAGGUGCAACAGGCACCUCGCUGAACCCAGCAGAGUGUCCGCCUAUUACAUCUGGAGUGAACCCGAAUUGCCAAGGUGCUUCAUUGAUGAUGCACGUUACUUCGAAAGCGUCAGGCUACUUCGAGAACAUGUGGCCUUGGGUUGCAGAUCACAUGAUCGAUGAUCCAGAUCUUGUCGAUGCCAACAAUACAAUGGUUCAGACAUCUGUCUAUGUUGCCCGCGGUCUUCUCAUCGAAAGUCAGGCACCAACAUGGCUGUACGGCACUGCUUCCGAGCACUCAGUGUACUACCAGUACAACUUCCACAAAGCCAAGAACAUAUUUGCUGGCAUGAUUCAGACUGAAUCGCCGUACUACCAGCCAAUACCAAAAGCACCAGCCCCAUUUGCAAAUGCCGUCGGAAAGUUUCCAGGAGAUCCUCAGUACAAAUGUUCCGGUGGGGAAUUCGAUGGCUGUGAUUCAUCCUGGGCUGUCAUCAUCCGCGAGAGUAGCGACAUCGUGAUCGGUGGGGCUGGCCUGUAUUCAUGGUUUUCAGCGUACUCCCAAGACUGCAUUGACGGACAAACUUGUCAAAAGGCACUCCUAUGGCUUGAGAAUAACGGACCCAACAUCCGCAUUCAACAUCUCAUCACGAUUGGGGCCAAGACACCCCCGCGGUCGCAGAUUACCAUCUACGAAGUGGCUAAAAACGAAAUUUAUUGGAUCAAUCCCAAGAUCUGGGAUAUGGACGAGCCUACGGUUUGGUGCGAGCACCCAUGUUUACUCAAACUGCCACCGUGGGAGAAGAGUACCACUCUGCUCAGCUACCCGGUCGUGACUGCCACGGGCCAGGGCUGGACAUCAACAAUCACACACCAGCCUGUUCUAGUCACUCAGUGGGUCAUGGAGGCACUUACUAUUGGAGACGCCGCAGCAAUGACGGCAAAAGCUCGCCGUGAUGAUGUCGUUACAUCCAUCAAGCCAACAUUCACAAGUACCCCGGUGUGGCCGCCUCUGGUAUUCCUGGGAGGAGAUGGGAAAGGUACAACAACAAGGCCAGAAACUCCGACACAUCCAGCGCCACCACAAUGGCCGUCAAAGGUGCUUGUUGUAAGGAAGGGUGCACCGUCACCCCUCGUUGGCCAGUGUAGCUUUUAUGAUCCAUCCUGUACGGGCCAGGGCUGGGACGGCCAGUGGCAAUUUGGCAGUAUGGAUGAUCCAUCCGAAGACCCAGAAAUAUCUCUAGAAGAUGAUCAUUUUGUCUGUCCAUCCCCACGAGAGACGGAAGACGAGCCGGAACCUACUGUCACAGUGAAGCCGGCGCCGCCGGUCAUCGUACUCAAAAUUGGCGACCCGCAACAGAACGUCCGAGAUUGCUACCAUGCCGGACAAUGGACAUCGCAUUCGCGAAUACAGGAUGCCGCUAAUCACCUUUGCAGGGCUAUCAAAGACGUGGGUUAUGUCGGUCCUGGCCAGGUCGUGAAGCGAAGAUUUUCUUACGCCUACGACUCUUCCGAACUAGGAGCAAUUGGCAUCGAUGCCUCUCUUGAGGUCAAGGACGGGUGCGAAUUCAAAUAUACAGACUUCGAAUGCGACCACUACACGAAGGUUCCGAUUGAUAGCUGUAACUGUGCUGGAACAGAUGGAAAGCAAGGGGGGACAGUGGAGAACAACUGCUACAAGUGGCGACUUGAUCCGGAGAAAGAGUCCUAGAUGUAGUGUCUUCUUGUACAAAUUGGAACCUUUUCCUAUGUCUUUUUUAUCGAAUACACCUAGAUAUUUUGAUUUGAAAGCUUCGAAUGAUUUAUUAAGACGAGAAGAUCACAUCUCAUCGACCUUACUUGAUAGCGCUACUAGUAUGCACGUCCUAUUAGUUUGCCAACUAUCAAGAUCUUCAUCGGCUGCUUGUAUCUAUAGUGAAGACAAUAGAUCAAAGCCAUUCAAGCUGUCUUCUAACUGCUUAGUAAAGUAUGAAGCUAUCCAAUUCUACAUUGCUAAAGAGCCAUGAAUCAGGGCCUCCUGUACUACUCAAUACAAGGCUCUACAUU